Molecule: messenger RNA, 530 nt
Organism: Racocetra fulgida
Lineage: Eukaryota; Fungi; Glomeromycota; Glomeromycetes; Diversisporales; Gigasporaceae
Source: the annotation of a GenBank genome assembly
GAAAAUUAACUAGUUCAAUUUAUUGUAAAUAUAAUCAAGUUUCUAAUUUUAAUAAGUGGAUCAAUUAUUCUUUUGAAGAACUUGAUAUACUUAUAAAAAAUCAAGAAAAUCGUCCUAAAAAAUAUCAUUCUGAUAAUCUUGACAAGCUACUUAAAUAUUACAAAAAAGAAAUCUUUGAUUCUAAAUAUCAACAGCUAGUUAAACUAUACUCAGUAUUAGGAGGUCUUUUAGAAGCAGUAGAAGAAUAUGGAAUUGAAGAUUGGAUGGCAAAUUCAACUUAUAUUACAGUUUUUGUGAUUUCAGCAGUUUUAUCGGAAAUACCACCACUUGUAAUUACAGUACUUCUAUCUGAUCAAAAAGAAACUUUACCAAAAAUAAUUGAAGAAAACAACUUGGUUGUUAAGCAUUUAAAUUGUGUUGAUGCAAAAUUAGUUAGAUUAUAUUUUGAUGGUGCUCCUCAUAAUCAGAAUUGGCUAGAUAAAAUGUAUUUUACUAAUUAUAAAUUUCAAAAUAAGUUAGGAUUAAUUAAG